Molecule: messenger RNA, 4412 nt
Organism: Vanrija pseudolonga
Lineage: Eukaryota; Fungi; Basidiomycota; Tremellomycetes; Trichosporonales; Trichosporonaceae
Gene: pds5
Product: Sister chromatid cohesion protein pds5
Exons: 16
Coding region: 84-4115 (1343 amino acids)
Biological process (GO): mitotic sister chromatid cohesion; DNA repair
Cellular component (GO): chromatin; nucleus
Source: RefSeq, a predicted model, not a curated record
UCACUUCCCACUCGACUCGCACCCUCGAUACAUUUCAACACCUCUUCCAGUCGCACAGCGACUGACGCGUAUCACCCUUCAACAUGCCUCCACGCGCGGCAAAGCUCAAAAGGCUCGACUUUAACGAAAAGCUCGUUCAGUCGGGCAAGGGUGCUGGCGCAGACGGCCUCCUCAAGCGACUCAAGACACUGCAUAUCGCGCUCAAGGGACUCGAGCAGGAUGGUACAGACAUCAAGAGCCUAGACGCGGUCCGCAAGCAGCUCAUCAACCCCGUCAUCCUCCACCACAAGGACCGUGGAGUCAAGGCGUACGCUGCCUGCUGCCUCGCCGACAUCCUCCGCCUCUACGCCCCCGACGCAGAGUACAGCGAGGAAGAGCUGCGUGACAUCUUCCAGUUCUUCAUCGUCCAGAUCACCCAGAAUCUCAAGUACACGCCCAACACGACGCGUCCUCUCGCCCCAAGCAAGAAAUCCAACGCGAAUGCGGACAACCAGACCACGCUCACUGGUGGGCGCAUCACUGAGAUCCCCUACUACAACGAGUAUGUGUAUCUCCUCGACAGCCUGGCGACGAUCAAGAGUAUCGUCCUCAUCUGCGACCUGCCUGGUGCCGACGACCUGAUCACGACCUACUUCGAGUCGUUUGUGGACAUUGUGCGACCCGACAUGAGCAAGAACCUCAUUCGCCACUUGAGUAGCAUCCUCACCGAGGUGCUCAACGAGACCGAAUCUGUCCCAUCAGGAGUCAUGGAGAGCAUCUUCAGCCAGUUUGAAACACACGGCUCAACACCAGACAACCUCUCAUUCCAGCUCGUCGUCGACGUCUGCAACAGGAGCGCGCUCAAACUGCAGCGACCAGUGUAUGCGCACUUUUCGGAGAUCCAGCUCCAGCACGGCCGCGACCCUUCCCCGUCCGACGUUACCGUCCUGCAAGACUCGCACAAGGUCUUGCUAGCCAUCUUCCGCAACGCCCCGACCCUCUUGAUGAACGUCAUCCCGUUACUGGAGGAGAACCUUCGAGCUGCCGACGAGGUCCCUCUUCGUCGCCUAUCGACCGAGACCCUCGGCAUCAUGUUUGCCGAGAGGCCAGUGGUCUCUGGCGGUGUUGUCGACAUUGCCAGGGGCUACCCAUCCACAUGGCGUGCCUGGCUGGGCCGCAAGGUCGACAAGGCGCUCGCUGUACGUCUCGCGUGGGUGGAGGCCGCAGGCGGCAUCUUGGUCCAUCAGUCCAACGCGCGCGAGGAGCUCGAGAACGACCUCAUCGACCGAAUCCAGGACUCGGAGGAGAAGGUUCGAGCGGCCAUCUGCAAGGUGGUCGGGUCUGUCGACUACGAGACGGCUCUUCGGAAUGUCAGCCUCCGCCUGCUGGAGGCUGUCUCGGGCCGCAUGAGCGACAAGAAGGCUUCCGUGCACACCGAGGCCAUCAACGCCCUUGGACGGCUCUGGCACUUGGCCUCGUCGGAAAUCGAAGCUGGAAGCGAGGAAGCGAUCACCCACUUUGGCUGGAUCCCUUAUGAGAUGCUCCUGGUGCUGUUCCGCAAGGAUGCCACUCCAGAGCUCAAGUCACACAUCGUCUCCGGGUUCAAGACGCACAUUGUUCCGCUUCCUGCCAAGCCGGAUGACGAGCAGGCCUGGGUCGACCGCUUCCUACUUGUCGCCUCGCACCUCGACACGUCCCUAAGAAGUACUGUUGAUGGCGCCGACACCAGAACUGAUGGUGGCCUUGACGAGAACGCGUUGAAGAGUCUCGAUAACAUGACGGGUCUUGUGGGCUAUGCUCGCGGUGGCUCACCCUACGGCGCCUACAUCGACCUCUGCGAAGCGCACAACGGCGGCGUGAACGAGUCGAAGGCAUCCGACAAUGUCAAGGACAAGCUGAACUACGUGAUCGACAUUAUCAGCCACAAGCUCUUUGGUGAGCCUGAGAAGGCUCGCAAGGAUCUGGAGAAGUUCGCGGAUGUGAACGAGCCCCGCCUGUACAAGCUGUUCAAGGCGCUCGUGUCGCGCGACUCCGACCUGCGUGCCAUUGUCAAGGCGAAGAAUGAGCUGCUUCGCCGCAUCGAGCAGUCUCACACCAGCAUCCUGGAGACGUUUACCACGCUCAUUGACGCUGCGGCAUGGAACGUGAUCAACCUCUCGAGCAUUGGGCCACUCCUCAAGCGCCUGGGGAAGGCUGAUGGCCCUCGAUCAGUCCAGAUCAAGACCGUGGCUGCUCGCUACCUUGCUCUGAUUGCCAAGGAGUGUGCGCCAAUGUACCACACCCACGUCGCCACCCUCUCCGUGUCUCUUGUGGACAAGAAGAACGACAAGGUCGUGGAGAUUGCCAUGCAGGGCAUUGCCGCACUCACCAAGUGGGACAAGUCUGCUGGCCCAUCCGACAAGAAGACUCUUGAGAGGGCCCAGAAGCUUGCUGUCUCUGGCACGCCUCGGCAAGCAAAGUUUGCCGCGCGCUUCAUUGCGUACUGCAGCGAGGAGCUGGCCGCUACUGAGCUGGUCGACUCCAUCUGGGACGGUCUCCAGGAGAAUGACGACGAAACCAUCUUGCCGCUACUCAAGGCUAGCAGCGAGCUCGCACUCUCCGUGCCAGUCGCCUUUGAGACGAAGACGGCCGAGAUCAUCUCCUUCAUCUUGAACGAGGUCAUGCUGCGCCCUUCAACGUCAGAGGAGGACGAUGAUGGGCAGUGGGUCUCUGAGGACGAACUUGACACUCUUGAUCGUGCCAAGCUCCUGGGCAUGCGUGUCUGCACUCACCGACUCAUUGGCUGGGGGCGUGAGCGCAAUGCAGUCGAGCUGAUCGGCCCCACCGUCAACCUUUUGUCCCAAGUCCUCCAGAACGAGGGCAGAGUAAGCGAUGACUCGAACGAGGGUGGACGUACACGGUGCCACAUGCGCCUGCGAGCGGCUUUCUGCAUCAUCAAGCUGGCACAUGUUCGAGCGUUUGACAAGGCGAUUUCGAACGAGUUCCCCAGCAUCGCUGAAAUCAUGCAAGACGAAAACUUUGGGGUUCGCAACGGCAUGCUUCGAAAGCUUGCCGAUGUCCUCCGCCCCCAACGACUCUUGCCCAAGUGGAAUGUGCUUCCCGUGCUUGUGGCCGCGGACCCAGAGCCGGAGAACGUUGCGCUUGGACGGAGCAUCAUGCUGGGGGUCGUUCGCAGCUGCGCUAGCCUUGCCGCCGAUGUUCGAAUUGACCGUGUGGAGAUGCCGCUGGCCCGUCUGUUGAGGUUGCUGGCGGGACAUCCGUCUCUGCACCCCGACGAGGGUAACGAGGCUGGGUUGAGAAUGACUGGGCAGUUCAUCGAAAUGUUCCUCGAUUGUGUCGCCAGACGAGACAAUGUCUCGCUGUUGUUCACGAUUGCGAACAAGCUCAAGACUGUCUGUGUGAUCGGCGAGGACAUUGACGACGACAAGUUGAGACUAUUCGCCGAUUGUGCCAACCAGCGUGCCACGGCCGACUCUGACGACGAGACGGAAUGGGAGCGGGAAGCGGCAUUGUCUCCCAGCAUUAACCUGUGGAAGUUGAGCGAGAUGACUCAAAUCUUGAUUCGCGGACGGGCGCACCAUCACCAAUGGCCUCUCCCACUCUUCCCCGGCAAGAUUAGACUGCCAAGUGACAUCUUCAACAACCUGCCGUCUCCACAAAUUGCCCAACAAGUGUCCCGUGGCUCGUAUCUGAGCGACGCUGUUGUCACUUGGGCCAGGAAUGCCAGCCGCAAGUCGUCUACUGCGUCCAGUUCAAGUAGACGAGCAGCUGGCGCUAGCGAGGGCCGUAAACGAUCCAGGAACGGCACGAAUGGCACCAAGGCGCCUCGCAAGAAGCGAAGGUCAUCGACCAAGAGAAAUGUCGAUGAUGACGAUGACGACGAGGAGAGUGAAUUGAGCGACAGCGAGGACGAGGACGGAAUUAGCCGUGCUACGUCCGAGGAAGAGGAGGAGGAGGAGGAGGCGGUCGACGCGGACGGGGAUGCCGUCAUGGGGCGCGGCGGACGGCGUAGUGCCAAGACCAAGGCUAAACGUGCGGUCGCGCGCAAGGGCAAGGGAAGGAGUGCCGCUACUGCCAAGGCGGCGGUGGCAAAGACAGACACCGAGUCUGAACUUAGCGACAUUGGAGACGAGUAGUCGGAGGGCAGCUAGGCCAAGGAGCAGAGGAGCGAGCUGCCGGAGCUAUCUGCCAGAGGGGUGAGGUGCACGUGGGGCUGAAUUAGAGCAUUGUGUGCUUCUGCUGUCUUAGCUGUUAAUGAUGAAUGCCCAGUUGAUGUUUGUGCCUGUUUGCCGGCUGAUAGCCGCGGGCUGGUGUGGCGUGGUGGUGUAUCAGCACAUUCCACGGCAUGUGCCAAGUGUGCAGCUCAAGGUGCAGAGCGGGCAGUGUUUCCGCCAGGAGUCUGUUUAAAUGACGACUGCGGGGUGAGAUGAGGG